This is a messenger RNA of Mustela erminea (ermine), 24501 nucleotides long. It is a transcript of the gene DST, whose product is annotated as dystonin. Gene Ontology annotation, molecular function: microtubule binding; structural molecule activity; calcium ion binding. The coding region runs from base 97 to 23496 and encodes 7799 amino acids. Gene Ontology annotation, biological process: wound healing; intermediate filament cytoskeleton organization; hemidesmosome assembly. Gene Ontology annotation, cellular component: cytoskeleton; intercalated disc; hemidesmosome. Lineage: Eukaryota; Metazoa; Chordata; Mammalia; Carnivora; Mustelidae. The transcript has 104 exons. The record is from RefSeq and is a predicted model, not a curated record.
UCGCCCGUGCCCGCCGCUUCGUGGUGCGCCCGGCACGGGUGCCUGUGCCGCCGCCCUCCAGCCCCGCCGCCUCGCCGCCCCCGCCUCGCCCGCACCAUGAUCGCCGCGGCUUUCCUCGUCUUGCUGAGACCCUACAGCAUCCAAUGUGCCCUCUUCCUCUUGUUGCUUCUGCUGGGCACCAUCGCCACCAUCGUCUUCUUUUGCUGCUGGCACCGCAGGCUCCAGAAAGGGAGGCAUCCGAUGAAAUCGGUCUUUUCGGGUCGUUCAAGGAGCCGAGAUGCUGUUAUGAGAUCCCACCACUUUCGUUCUGAGGUAAUUUAUUUAGCGCGCACGCUCAAGGGAUUCAGAGCAAGCCCUCGGCAUCUCAGAAGACGGGCUGCAGCGGCUGCAGCUGCUCGCCUGGAAGAAGCCAAGCCUGUGGUGGAGGUUCACCACCAGAGUGAGCAAGAGAUUUCCGUGAGGAAACGAAGAAUCAAGAAAAACAGCCGAGUCCAGCCAGAAUUCUAUCACUCCGUCCAAGGUGCCUCAACCAGAAGGCCUAGUUCCGGGAACGCGUCCUAUCGCUGCUCUAUGUCUUCCUCUGCGGAUUUUUCUGAUGAGGAUGAUUUCAGCCAGAAAUCUGGCUCCGCAUCUCCAGCUCCCGGAGACACCUUACCCUGGAAUUUGCCUAAACACGAGAGAUCAAAAAGAAAGAUUCAUGGGGGCUCAGUGCUGGACCCCGCUGAGAGGGCAGUGCUUAGGAUAGCAGAUGAACGGGACAAAGUUCAAAAGAAAACGUUUACAAAAUGGAUAAAUCAGCAUCUCAUGAAGGUUCGAAAACAUGUGAAUGAUCUCUAUGAAGACUUAAGGGAUGGACACAAUUUAAUCUCUCUUUUAGAGGUUCUUUCAGGAGAUACCUUGCCAAGGGAGCGAGAUUUUUUGAAGACCUUACGAUUGCCCAGAGAAAAGGGUCGGAUGCGUUUUCACAGACUACAGAAUGUACAAAUUGCACUUGACUAUUUGAAAAGACGCCAGGUGAAAUUAGUGAAUAUUAGAAAUGAUGACAUAACAGAUGGAAAUCCCAAAUUGACUUUGGGAUUAAUAUGGACAAUAAUUUUGCACUUUCAGAUAUCUGAUAUCCAUGUUACUGGAGAGUCAGAGGACAUGUCUGCUAAGGAGAGAUUGCUCUUGUGGACACAGCAGGCAACAGAGGGUUAUGCUGGAAUACGGUGUGAGAAUUUCACUACCUGCUGGAGAGAUGGAAAACUAUUUAAUGCCAUCAUUCAUAAAUACAGGCCGGACCUGAUAGACAUGAAUACUGUUGCUGUUCAAAGCAACCUUGCAAAUUUAGAGCACGCUUUUUAUGUAGCAGAAAAAAUUGGUGUUAUAAGACUUCUGGAUCCUGAAGAUGUUGAUGUCUCCUCACCUGAUGAAAAAUCAGUAAUAACUUACGUGUCAUCUCUCUAUGAUGCAUUUCCCAAAGUCCCUGAAGGUGGCGAAGGUAUUGGUGCAAAUGAUGUUGAAGUCAAAUGGAUUGAAUACCAGAAUAUGGUGAACUACCUCAUUCAGUGGAUUAGACACCAUGUCACCACAAUGUCUGAGAGAACAUUUCCUAAUAAUCCUGUGGAACUAAAGGCACUUUAUAAUCAGUAUUUACAGUUUAAAGAAACAGAAAUUCCACCAAAGGAGACAGAAAAAUCAAAAAUCAAACGCCUAUAUAAGUUAUUAGAGAUUUGGAUAGAAUUUGGACGUAUCAAACUACUGCAAGGUUAUCAUCCAAAUGACAUUGAGAAAGAGUGGGGGAAACUCAUUAUUGCCAUGCUUGAGAGGGAGAAGGCCCUUCGCCCAGAAGUAGAAAGGUUGGAAAUGUUGCAGCAGAUUGCCAACCGAGUUCAAAGGGACAGUGUCAUCUGUGAAGACAAACUGAUACUUGCCCGAAAUGCUCUCCAGUCUGAUUCUAAAAGAUUAGAAUCAGGGGUGCAGUUUCAGAAUGAAGCAGAAAUUGCCGGGUAUAUACUUGAAUGUGAGAACCUUUUACGCCAGCAUGUAAUUGAUGUACAGAUUCUCAUUGAUGGAAAAUACUACCAGGCAGAUCAGUUGGUACAGAGGGUGGCAAAACUGCGUGAUGAAAUUAUGGCCUUAAGGAAUGAAUGUUCCUCCGUGUACAGCAAAGGACGCAUGCUGACAAUGGAACAGACGAAACUCAUGAUAUCAGGAAUUACUCAAAGUUUAAACUCAGGAUUUGCACAGACCUUAAACCCCAGUCUGAACUCAGGGCUGACCCAGGGUUUAACACCCUCCCUGACCCCUUCUAGUGUGACAUCAGGCCUGUCAUCAGGUCUGACUUCCCGCCUGACUCCAUCUGUCACUCCAGCUUAUACACCUGGUUUCCCAUCAGGGGGAUUAGUUCCAAGUUUCAGUUCAGGAGUAGAAUCCAAUUCAUUGCAAACUCUGAAGUUGAUGCAGAUCCGAAAGCCCCUUCUAAAGUCAUCUUUGCUGGAUCAGAAUUUAACAGAAGAGGAAGUCAACAUGAAAUUUGUUCAGGAUCUUUUGAAUUGGGUUGAUGAGAUGCAGGUGCAGCUGGACCGCACUGAGUGGGGAUCGGAUUUGCCAAGUGUUGAAAGCCAUUUAGAAAAUCAUAAAAAUGUUCACCGAGCUAUUGAAGAAUUUGAAUCUAGCCUUAAAGAAGCUAAAAUCAGUGAGAUUCAAAUGACGGCACCUCUGAAACUAACUUAUGCUGAAAAGUUACACCGAUUAGAGAGUCAGUAUGCAAAACUCUUGAAUACAUCCCGGAAUCAGGAACGGCACCUUGAUACACUCCAUAAUUUUGUAACUCGUGCAACUAAUGAACUUAUUUGGCUGAAUGAAAAAGAAGAAGAGGAAGUUGCUUAUGACUGGAGCGAAAGAAAUACCAACAUAGCUCGGAAAAAAGAUUACCACGCUGAAUUAAUGAGAGAACUGGAUCAAAAGGAAGAAAAUAUUAAAUCAGUUCAGGAGAUUGCAGAGCAGCUACUUUUGGAAAAUCACCCAGCCCGACUGACGAUUGAGGCAUACCGAGCGGCCAUGCAGACGCAGUGGAGCUGGAUCUUACAGCUGUGCCAGUGUGUGGAGCAGCAUGUAAAGGAGAACACUGCGUAUUUCGAGUUUUUCAAUGAUGCCAAAGAAGCUUCUGAUUACUUAAGGAAUCUAAAGGACGCCAUUCAGCGGAAGUACAGCUGUGAUCGAUCAAGCAGCAUUCACAAGCUGGAAGACCUUGUUCAGGAGUCAAUGGAAGAGAAAGAAGAACUUUUGCAGUAUAAAAGCACAGUAGCAAACCUGAUGGGGAGAGCAAAAACAAUAAUUCAGCUGAAGCCAAGGAAUCCCGACUGUCCACUCAAAACUUCUAUUCCGAUCAAAGCUAUCUGUGACUACAGACAAAUUGAGAUAACCAUUUACAAAGACGAUGAGUGUGUUUUGGCCAACAACUCUCAUCGUGCUAAAUGGAAGGUCAUUAGCCCUACUGGGAAUGAGGCUAUGGUCCCAUCUGUGUGCUUCACAGUUCCUCCACCAAACAAAGAAGCCGUUGACUUUGCCAACAGAAUUGAGCAACAGUAUCAGAGUGUCCUGACUCUUUGGCACGAGUCUCACAUAAACAUGAAGAGUGUAGUGUCCUGGCAUUAUCUCAUCAAUGAAAUUGACAGAAUUCGAGCUAGCAAUGUGGCCUCAAUAAAGACGAUGUUACCUGGUGAACAUCAGCAAGUUCUCAGUAACCUACAAUCUCGUUUUGAAGAUUUCCUGGAAGAUAGCCAGGAAUCUCAAAUAUUUUCGGGCUCAGAUAUAACACAACUGGAGAAGGAAGUUAAUGUAUGUAAACAGUAUUAUCAGGAACUUCUUAAAUCAGCAGAAAGAGAGGAGCAAGAGGAAUCCGUGUAUAAUCUCUACAUCUCUGAGGUUCGAAACAUUAGACUUCGGUUAGAGAAUUGUGAAGAUCGAUUGAUUAGACAGAUCCGCACUCCACUGGAAAGAGAUGAUUUGCAUGAAAGCGUGUUCAGAAUCACGGAGCAGGAGAAACUAAAGAAAGAAUUGGAGCGACUUAAAGAUGAUUUGGGAACAAUCACAAAUAAAUGUGAAGAAUUUUUCAGUCAAGCUGCAACCUCUGCAUCAGUUCCCACCUUACGAUCUGAGCUCGGUGUGGUCAUUCAGAACAUGAACCAAGUCUAUUCUAUGUCUUCUACUUACAUAGAGAAACUGAAAACUGUUAAUUUGGUGUUAAAAAACACUCAGGCAGCAGAAGCCCUUGUAAAACUCUAUGAAACUAAACUGUGUGAAGAAGAAGCAGUUAUAGCCGAUAAGAAUAAUAUCGAGAAUCUGAUAAGUACUUUAAAGCAAUGGAGAUCUGAAGUAGAUGAAAAGAGAGAGGUAUUCCAUGCAUUAGAGGAUGAGUUGCAGAAAGCUAAAGCCAUCAGUGAUGAGAUGUUUAAAACAUAUAAAGAACGGGACCUUGAUUUUGACUGGCACAAAGAAAAAGCAGAUCAAUUAGUUGAAAGGUGGCAAAAUAUUCAUGUUCAGAUUGACAACAGGUUACGGGACUUAGAAGGCAUUGGCAAAUCACUGAAGUACUACAGAGAUACUUACCAUCCUUUAGAUGAUUGGAUUCAGCAAGUUGAAACUACCCAAAGGAAGAUUCAGGAAAACCAGCCUGAAAAUAGUAAAACUCUAGCCACACAAUUGAAUCAACAGAAGAUGCUGGUGUCCGAAAUAGAAAUGAAACAGAGCAAAAUGGAUGAGUGUCAAAAAUAUGCAGAACAGUAUUCAACUACAGUGAAGGACUAUGAGUUACAAACAAUGACCUACCGGGCCAUGGUAGAUUCACAGCAGAAAUCUCCAGUGAAACGCCGAAGAAUGCAGAGCUCAGCAGAUCUCAUUAUUCAAGAGUUCAUGGACCUAAGGACCCGAUACACAGCUCUGGUCACCCUCAUGACACAAUAUGUUAAAUUUGCUGGUGAUUCAUUAAAGAGGCUGGAAGAGGAGGAGAGGUCACUGGAAGAAGAAAAGAAAGAACAUGUUGAAAAAGCCAAAGAAUUACAGAAAUGGGUAUCAAAUAUCAGCAAGACAUUGAAAGAUGGUGAGAAGGGUGGAAAAUCUACCUUCUCUAAACAAAAGAUUUCCAGUGAAGAAAUAUCAACCAAAAAGGAGCAAUUAUCUGAAGCACUUCAAACCAUGCAGCUAUUUUUGGCAAAACAUGGAGACAAAAUGACAGAUGAAGAAAGAAAUGAAUUGGAAAAACAAGUGAAAUCUCUUCAAGAAAGUUAUAAUUCUUUCUUUAGUGAAUCUCUGAAACAACUACAAGAAUCACAAACCUUAGGAGAUAAAAAGGUAGAGGAGAAGCUGGAUAAAGUGAUUGGUGGCACCGUUGAUCAGACAACUGGAGAAGUACUUUCCGUCUUUCAGGCCGUUUUAAGAGGCCUUCUAGACUAUGACACAGGAAUCAGGUUGCUUGAGACACAGCUAAUGAUUUCUGGUCUCAUUUCACCAGAAUUAAGAAAAUGUUUUGACCUCCAAGAUGCUGCAAGUCAUGGCCUUAUUGAUGAGCAAGUUUUGUGCCAACUCAAAGAACUAAAUCAAAUAAAGGAGAUCAUUUCUACUAUAUCAUCUCCCACAAUUCCAGUGCUGGAAGCUUUGGCCCAAGGCAUGAUAUCAGAAUCCAUGGCCAUCAGAGUUCUCGAGAUACUGCUCUCCACAGGCUUUCUAGUCACUCCAGCCACAGGAGAACAGUUGACCCUGCAGAAGGCUUUCCAACAGAACCUGGUUUCCUCAGCACUAUUUUCUAAAGUCCUGGAAAGGCAAAACACAUGUAAAGAUCUUAUUGACCCCUGCACUGCUGAGAAGGUGUCUUUAGCAGAUAUUAUACAAAGAAGUAUUUUACAGGAAAACACUGGGUUGCGGCUUCUACCUGUGAGACCGCAAGAAGGAGGCAGAAUAACAUUAAAAUGUGGAAGAAACAUAAGCAUUUUAAGGGCAGCUCAUGAAGGUCUUAUAGACCGUGAAACCAUGUUUCGGUUAUUAGGUGCACAGCUUCUUUCCGGGGGUCUCAUCAGUUGCAGCUCUGAUCAGAGAAUGACCGUUGAAGAAGCUGUGGCAGAAGGGGUGAUUGACAGAGACAUGGCUAACAGUAUUCUCACAUAUCAGGUUCAAACAGGUGGAAUCAUCCACUCAGACCCUCCUAAACGUUUGACGGUGGACGAAGCGGUCCAGUGUGAUCUAAUUACUUCAAGCAGUGCUCUUUUGGUCCUAGAGGCUCAGCGAGGCUAUGUUGGACUCAUUUGGCCUCACUCUGGUGAAAUAUUUCCUACAUCGUCUUCCUUGCAGCAAGAAUUGAUUACAAAUGAAUUGGCAUACAAAAUCCUGAAUGGCAGGCAGAAAAUAGCUGCUCUUUAUAUUCCAGAAACUUCUCAAGUCAUUGGUUUGGAUGUUGCUAAGCAGCUGGGAAUUAUAGAUAAUAACACAGCAUCGAUUUUGAAAAAUAUAAUGCUGCCUGAUAAAAUGCCAGAUUUGGGGGGUUUAGAAGCUUGUAAAAAUGCCAGAAGAUGGCUCUCUUUCUGUAAAUUCCAACCAUCCACAGUCCAUGAUUACAGGCAGGAAGAGGAUGUUUUUGAUGGAGAAGAGCCGGUGGCAACUCAGAGCUCAGAACAAACUAAAAAAUUAUUUCUGUCUUAUUUGAUGAUAAAUAGCUAUAUGGAUGCAAACACAGGGCAGAGACUCUUGCUGUAUGAUGGAGACUUGAAUGAGGCUGUUGGGAUGCUGCUGGAAGGCUGUAGUGCAGAAUUUGAGGGCACACCCAUCAAAGAAUGUCUUGAUACCUUAAGACUCCCUGGUGUUUUUCUGAAUAAUGCUCCAAGUGAAGAAAAGAAUGACAGGUUAGCUUCGCCGAAUAGUUUUGGUACAUGGCAUUGUAGAGAACCUAAGCAUAAAGAAAUCCCUGAAGACAGAAAGCAUGCCAUAGAUGAAGAGUUUAAUGAAAUGGGAAAUAACAUUACCAGUAGUGAAUUCUGUGAGUCAGAAAACCUGGAAAAUAGAAUAGCAACUGAUCAUAUAGUCAGGACUUCAUCCAGUGUGUGUGUUUCCAAUUCUGCAUCCUAUUCAGCACAGCCUGGGCUUGUAGCAGUUGGCAUGCUUAGACAAGACUCUGAAGGCAUACUUAAAAACAGUGAAAAUCAAGGUCAAGUUGGAACAAGUGAACAUGUCGGUGAAUGUAGUCAUUCUAAAAAUAUUCAAAACUUUGCAAGUGAUUCGAUAACAAAUCCUAUUAUGAGAUCAAAAACUAGUAUGAUCUGUGACUUGAAUGAAAAAGAGAAUGAAGGUAAUAUAAGCAGGGAGUUGACAAUCUUUGACUAUUCUCCCAGGCUGAGUGCCUUGCUAAGUCAUGAUAAAUUGAGGAAUGACCAGGAAAGCCUUAACGACAUACCUACCCUAGAGAGCAAUGGAAAUAAAUGUGAAGACUCCACAUCGCCCCUCAGUGACCAAACCAAGCUGUCAGGUCAACGAAUGGGAGAGACUUUUCAAGAGCAGUUUCUGGGAAUUGCAGCGAUCAAUAUCAGUUUACAGGGAGAACGCUCUCAACAGAAACCUGUAAAUAUAGGAGACAGUCCUCCUCUGGUCCAGUCUUGCGAUGAUAAAUGUAUUUCAGAAACUUAUGGCGAAGAGGAAAAAUUGGGUGCUGCCUCUUCACAGAAACCUGAAGACAAGCCAUCUGGGUCCAAAAUGGAAGAGGACACCUGUGCCAUGACCCCGCAGGGCUCAUCUUCUGUCUGCAGCCCACUGCUGCUUGAAGGAACUGUUGGUGCUGGCGACUAUGAAACAUCACUUCUGGAUGAUCAGCCAAGUGUGACAGAAACAGACACUGACAGUGAAGAUGAUUUUUAUGAUACUCCCAUGUUUGAAGAUGACGACCAUGAUUCUCUGCUUCUGGAAGGGGACGAUCGUGAUUGUUUACAGCCUGAGGACUAUGCCACACUGCGAGAGGAAACUGAUGGGGCUGCUCCCUCUGGGGAUGGAUUUUAUGAUAUUUCAAGAGAGAAUGGAAGUUCUGUGAUAGCCCAGGGGGCACAGGUUGACAGCCUAAGUGUGAGGGGAGGCCCAGAGUCUCCCCAGGGUGUUCUCAUGGCUACCGAGAAUGCUGGAGUCGAUCUUGGUGAGAGAAUCCAUUCAGGUUCAGUUGGCUCACACGAGGGCAACGGAUCAUUGCUGGAAACUGUAUCAGAAAGGGAAUGCUCAAACAGCCUUGAAGGUGAUGAGUCUGAGUCAUCAACUGAUUAUGAAAUUGGAGAAAGAAAAGAGAGCUUUAGUGCCUCGUUAAAAUUUGAUGACACUGGGUGUUGGAGAGGGAGAACAGAAGAACAUAUAACUGGACAAGAUUUUACAUCUGAAACUGAGCAGUUAGAUUCUAUGCAAAGUGAAGAAAGUUAUGGGGAUUAUGUAUAUGACAGUGAUGAUGAUGAUGAUGAUGGCGAUGAUGAAGAAGGAGUAGAAGGUGACAGUGAGGAGCCCUGGUGCCAGGAUAAGCCUGCAGAUACAGAUAGCCAGUUGCAUGCCACUGCAGUAGGUGAAAAGGAAAACACUCAGGACAAUCAGAGUGUUAAUGAAAGACUUCUCCUGGAUAGAAUGCACAACUGCAGUUCUUUAGAAAACCAGCAAGGUGUAAAUGCUUUACAGCUAGAAUCAACUAGUAAAAGGAGCUUGGUUAUGGAAAGAAGCAACCUUCAAGAAUAUACAACUGAGGUUGUUGGAAAAAGCCCAGAAAAUCCGUUGAAUCAUGAGCUGGCCCUUAAGGAUAUAUUGUUGCCAAUCACUAAAGACGCUGAAUCAGAAGACAUCUUUGGCUCGGGAGCUAUUUUACACAAUACUGAUACCUGUUCAACUUCUGAAGUAGAUAACGAUCUAAUGAACCUGAAGAUUAAGUUGAUCGAAGGGCCAGAAUCUACUGACUCUGUGAAAGGUGGAGAUCCAUAUUCCAAGAAUGUGACCCUUCCAGUCUGCUCAUCUUUUGAUGCUAUCAUUUGUUCUGAGCCCGAUUUAAUGGGAAAGCCUGCUGAGGAAAGCCGUCUGUCAUCCAUAGCCUCUGUAACUGCCAAGGAGCAUCAAGGAAAUGAAAGAGGUGUAAUUGUAAAGGAAGGCGACCAAAGCAGUAUACUGACAGAAGACAAAACGCCAGUUCAUAAAGUGUGCUCAGGUAAAGGAGAGGUGCAAGGAGAAGGUCUACAAGAAGAUAAUAGGUAUCUUGGACUUUUGUCUAAUGAAAGUACGAUGGGGAGUCUUGCUUUAGGUAAUGACCAGUGUCCAUUUCCACAAAUCACAGACAGUGAAGAACAUAAUCAGAAAGGAGGCCUGAAAAAAGUAAGUGUAACUCUUAGAGAUGAACCAGAGAACCCACAGACAGUGGUAUGCGAAAGUCCUGUUCAGUUUGAGAAUCUUGAAGAAAUAUUUGACUCCUCAGUUUCCAGAGUGAUCGGUGCUGACAUGACUUCAGACAUUCUGUUGUCCAAAGGGGAUGCAAGUACUGAGAGAGAUUCAUUCACUGAUGGGCCUAAGAAAGACUCUGACCUGUUCACUUAUUUAAAACAUUGUACCAAAGAUGUAAAAGCAAAGGAUGUCUCAAAACCCAGUGAAGGUAUCCCAAGCUGUGUUCUAACAGCUUCCCCUGCUGUGAAGGGGCACGUACAGUUCGGAGUAAAUGAUGUAAAAGAGAAGACAACUCUUACCCAGGAAAUCUCACCUCUAAAUGAGAUGGCCCAACAGAGUGGUCCUUGUACUAAAGAAAGUGCCUCAGAAGGGGGAACAGGAAUUGCUCAGUUCACACCAGAAAGGAAGGAAAGCACACUGUCAAUCUUACCUCUUAGAAGUGUGGAAGACCAGGGGGAAAAUAACAAUUUUGUGCCACCAGAAUUCUGCACAAAUGGAAUAAGAAAUGGUAACUCCAGGAGCCCUUUAAGCACAGCCUGCUCAUUAUCAGAAAUUAACAGUAGGGUGGAAAUAAUUGAGCAACAGCAGCAAAAGGAACACACCUUGUCUCUAGGACUCCAAGAAAAGGAGGUUCAGUUUCCUGAGUUAUCUCAGGUAUUUGUUGAGGAUGUAAAGGAUAUCUUAAAAAGUAUACUGGAAGAAGGCCCUAUGAAUCCUCAAGAGGUUGAAGAAUCUUCAGUCUGUGCAGACACCAAAACUUUACUUCAAAACUUAAUUAAAAGAGUUAGCACAUCACAGUUGGCAAAUGAAGCAUCUGGUGUGCCCAGUGACUUUGAAGUUGGUGACUGUUCUGGGGUUUCCCCUGUGAAUAACUCACCAGAACUGAAAGCAGAGAGCAGCAAUGAUCCCUUCUGUAUUGCAAAUCUGAAGUCUGAGCUUCUCCUUGAUAUACUUGGGCAAAAUCAGUAUAAGCAGAAAAUUACUGGAGCAUUUGAAUUGAUAAAAGAAUUAACCCAGAUGGAGUAUGAGCUAGAGAAAAGAGGUAUAACCUCUAAAGUAGCUCCAUUGCAACUUGAAAAUAUUUUCUACAAGCUGCUGGCUGACACGUACUCAGAGAAGGUGGAACAGGUCUGUGACUUGAAUAAAAAAUCACCCGCUACUCCUGAGAUGGUGGAUGAAAAGUCACACAUUCUUGAUGAUCUUAAAAGCAAAGAAGAAAACCAUUGUUCCCUUAGUUCAAAAAAUAUAAAAGAUAUUAGACUAGAAAGUUCUACUGUGUGUACAUCAGCAUUGCCAAGCGAUGAGAAGCUGGGGGACCUAUGCAGUGAUACCCCAGACCAUUUGGAAAGUAUUUCAGGGUCAAAAGGAAUGAUGUCUGGAGAUAGCUCAGUGGAACAAUUUUCCACUGAAUUACAGCAGUGUUCACAGCACACAUCAAAAAUGCAUGAGUAUUUGGCUUUACUUCAAGAUAUGAAGCCCCCUUUAGACAGCCAGGAGUCUCUGGAUAAUAAUCUGGAAGCUUUGAGGAACCAACUUAAACAGUUAGAGACAUUUGAAUUGGGAUUGGCUCCAAUUGCUGUUCUUUUAAGAAAAGACAUGAAGUUGGCAGAGGAGUUUUUAGAGUCUCUUCCCAGUGACUUCCCCAGUGGACAGCUGGAGGAAUUGAGGACUAGCCACCAAAAUUUGCAGUCUGCUUUCUCUUCCCUCAGCAGUGUGUCUUCAGAAAGAAUGAAACACGUCAUGCUUGCAAUUGACUCCGAAAUGUCUAAACUAGCAGUUUCCCAUGAAGAAUUUCUACAGAAACUGGAGUCUUUCUCAUCUUGGAUAUCCGAGAAGAGCAAGUCUGUGAAGGAUGUUGAGAUUGUGAAUGUACAAGACGCUGAACAUGUGAAGAGAAGUUUGGAAUUUCUCAAGAACGUGUUAAAAGACCUUGGACACACCAAAGUGCAGCUGGAGGCCACUGCCCUUGAUGUGCAGUUCUUCAUUUCUGAGUGUGCACAAGACCUGUCUCCCAGCCAAAGCAAACAACUCCUGAGGCUCCUAAAUACCACUCAGAAGUGUUUUCUUGAUGUGCAGGAAUCAGUAACUGCCCGGGUAGAGCACCUAAAGUCUCAGUUACAGCUAGAGCAAGAUCUUGAUGAUCAGAAGAUGGUGGCAGAACGUCAGCAGGAGUACAAAGAGAAACUCCAAGGAAUAUGCGAUCUCCUCACCCAGACUGAAAACCGCCUCAUUGGUCACCAGGAAGCCUUCGUGAUUGGAGAUGGCACAACUGAGUUAAAGAAGUAUCAGUCCAAGCAGGAGGAAUUACAGAAAGAUAUGCGAGGAAGUGCACAGGCUUUGGCAGAAAUAGUGAAAAAUACGGAGAAAUUCUUAAAAGAGAAUGGCGAAAAGCUAUCACGAGAAGAUAAAGCUUUGAUUGAGCAAAAACUCAAUGAAGCCAAGUUUAAGUGUGAACAGCUUAAUCUAAAGGCAGAACAAUCCAAAAAGGAGCUGGAUAAAGUUGUGACAACAGCAAUCAAAGAAGAAACUGAAAAGGUGGCAGCUGCAAAGCAACUGGAAGAGAGCAAAACCAAAAUAGAAAACCUGCUGGACUGGCUGUCCAAUGUGGACAAAGGCUCUGACAGAGCAGAGGUCAAACAGAGACAGGUCAUUGAACAGAACGGAACUCAUUUUCAAGAAGGCGAUGGCACGUCGGUGAUGGGAGAGGAAGAUGAGGUUAAUGGUAACCUGAUGGAAACUGAUGUUGAUGGACAAGUUGGAACCACUGAGGAGAAUCUGAACCAGCAGUACCAGAAAGUUAAGGCCCGACACGAGAAGAUCGCGUCUCAGCACCAGGCUGUCCUCGUGGCCACGCAGGCUGCGCAAGCCUUGCUCGAUACACAGGGCCACCAUCUGUCUCCCGAGGAGAAAGAGAAACUGCAGAAGAACAUGAAGGAACUGAAAGCACACUAUGAGGCCGUGCUGGCCGAGUCGGAGAAGAAGAUGAAGUUGACUCACUCUCUGCAGGAGGAACUGGAGAAGUUUGACGCCGACUACAGUGAGUUCGAGCACUGGCUGCAGCAGUCAGAGCAGGAGCUGGAAAACCUGGAGGCAGGCGCAGAUGACCUUGGUGGCUUGCUGACCAAGCUAAAGCGGCAGAAGAGUUUCUCAGAGGAUGUCAUUUCUCACAAAGGGGACUUGAGGUACAUCACAAUUUCUGGAAACAGAGUGUUAGAAGCGGCCAAAUCUUGCAGCAGGAGAAGUGGCAGCAGCAAGGCUGCCCAGGAAAGCAUCGAUACUUCGGCGACCCACAGAGAGGUCCAGGGCAAACUGGAUCAUGCCACCGAUCGGUUCAGGUCUCUCUACUCGAAGUGCAAUGUCCUUGGGAAUAACCUUAAAGACCUGGUGGAUAAAUAUCAACACUACGAAGAAGCUUCAUGUGGACUUCUUUCUGGGCUCCAGGCCUGUGAGGUCACAGCAAGCAAACACUUAUCUGAACCCAUCGCUGUGGACCCUAAAAAUCUGCAAAGGCAGUUAGAGGAGACCAAGGCUCUGCAAGGACAGAUAUCAAGUCAGCAGGUUGCUGUAGAGAAACUGAAAAAAACAGCUGAAGUGCUUUUAGAUGCUAGAGGAUCUCUGCUUCCAGCCAAGAAUGACAUCCAGAAAACACUGGAUGACAUUGUUGGGAGAUAUGAUGACCUAUCCAAGUCUGUUAACGAACGAAAUGAAAAACUGCAGAUAACCUUGACCCGCUCACUGAGUGUGCAGGAUGGCCUGGAUGAAAUGCUGGACUGGAUGGGAAAUGUGGAAAGUUCUCUGAAAGAGCAAGGUCAAGUGCCCUUGAACUCUGCUGCUCUCCAGGAUGUCAUCAGUAAAAACAUUAUGUUGGAACAGGAUAUCGCAGGUCGACAGAGCAGCAUAAAUGCCAUGAAUGAAAAACUGAAGAAAUUCAUGGAAACCACAGAUCCAUCCACUGCCUCCUCACUGCAAGCCAAGAUGAAGGACUUGUCAGUCCGAUUUUCAGAAGCAAGUCGUAAACAGAAAGAAAAACUUGCCAAAAUGGAAGAGCUAAAAACCAAAGUAGAACUCUUCGAGAACCUCUCAGAAAAGCUCCAGACAUUUUUAGAAACAAAAACUCAGGCUCUCACUGAGGUUGAUGUGCCAGGGAAAGAUGUUACUGAAUUGUCUCAGUAUAUGCAGGAAUCAACUGCUGAAUUCUUAGAACACAAGAAAGAUCUUGAAGUUUUACACAGUGUUUUGAAGGAGAUAUCUAGCCAUGGCUUGCCAGGUGAUAAGGCUCUGGUUUUUGAAAAAACAAAUAAUUUGUCAAAGAAGUUCAAGGAAAUGGAGGAUACCAUCAAAGAAAAAAAAGAAGCUGUAUCUUCUUGUCAAGAACAGAUGGAUGCUUUCCAAGUUCUUGUUAAGUCACUGAAGUCAUGGAUAAAAGAAACAACGGAAAGAGUUCCCAUUGUGCAGCCUUCUUUUGGUUCAGAGGAUUUAGGAAAAUCUUUAGAAGAAACUAAGAAAUUACAAGAAAAGUGGAGUUUAAAAACACCAGAGAUUCAGAAAGUAAACAACAGUGGGAUCUCACUAUGUAACCUAAUCAGCGCUGUGACUACCCCCGCGAAGGCAAUAGCAGCCGUGAAAUCAGGUGGAGUAAUAUUAAAUGGUGAAGGAACAGCCACAGAUACUCAAGAUAUUUUGUCAAAUAAAGGAUUGACAUCCAUUAAAAAGGAUAUGACUGACAUAAGCCAUGGUUAUGAAGAUCUUGGCCUUUUACUUAAGGACAAAAUAGCUGAACUGAAUACCAAACUCUCCAAAUUGCAAAAGGCUCAGGAAGAAUCCAGCGCCAUGAUGCAGUGGCUCCAGAAGAUGAACAAGACUGCGGCCAAGUGGCACCAGGCACCGACACCGACAGACACCGAGGCCGUGAAGACGCAGGUGGAGCAGAAUAAGACAUUUGAGGCCGAAUUGAAGCAAAAUGUAAACAAGGUACAGGAAUUGAAAGACAAAUUGACAGAGCUCUUGGAGGAGAACCCAGACACUCCUGAGGCCCCCAAGUGGAAACAGAUGCUGACGGAAAUUGAUUCUAAGUGGCAAGAACUCAAUCAGUUAACAGUUGAUAGACAACAAAAACUGGAAGAAUCCUCUAAUAAUCUAACCCAGUUCCAGACUGUAGAAGCUCAGUUAAAACAGUGGCUUGUGGAAAAAGAACUGAUGGUUAGUGUUCUUGGGCCCUUGUCAAUUGACCCAAAUAUGCUGAACACACAGAGGCAGCAGGUGCAGAUUCUGCUGCAAGAAUUUGACACUCGGAAGCCUCAGUACGAACAGCUAACAGAUGCUGGCCGGGGCAUCUUGAGCAGACCUGGUGAACACCCUUCUUUCCACGGGAUUGUGAAAGAGCAACUGGCAGCUGUGACCCAAAAGUGGGACAGCCUCACGGGACAAUUGAGUGACAGAUGCAGCUGGAUUGACCAAGCCAUUGUUAAAAGCACGCAGUAUCAAAGCCUGCUGAGAAGCCUUUCUGAUAAACUGAGUGACUUGGAUAAUAAAGUCAGCAGCAGUGUGGCUGUGAGCACACACCCUGAGGCUAUGAAACAGCAGUUGGAAGCAGCCCAAAAAGUGAAGCAGGAACUAGAGCAGGAAAUGAAGCAGAUAAAAGUGGCCCAGACCCUCUGUGAGGAUUUGUCAGCACUGGUGAAGGAAGAGUACUUGAAAGCAGAGCUUAGUAGGCAACUGGAAGGCAUCUUAAAAUUAUUUAAGGAUGUUGAACAAAAAGCAGAGAAUCAUGUUCAGCACCUUCAGGCAGCCUGUGCAAGCUCUCACCAAUUUCAGCAAAUGUCCCAAGAUUUCCAGGUUUGGCUGGAUACGAAGAAAGAGGAGCAAAACCGUUCUCCCCCAAUAUCAGCCAGACUUGAUGUCUUGGAGUCAUUAAUUAAAGACCAGGAAGACUUUAGUAAAACUCUGUCUGCUCAGUCUAAUAUUUAUGAAAAAACCAUUGCAGAAGGUGAAAAUCUCUUAUUAAAAACACAAGGGUCUGAGAAGGCGGCCUUACAGUCACAACUUAACACAAUUAAAACCAAUUGGGAUGGAUUUAAUAAGCAGGUGAAAGAACGAGAAGACAAGGUAAAAGAUUCACUGGGAAGAGCCCGCAAGUAUAAAGAGCAUGUGGAGACUCUCCGGCCAUGGAUAGACGACUGUCAGAAUAACCUGGAGGAAAUAAAAUUUUGCUUGGAUCCUGCUGAAACUGAGAAUGCUAUGGCCAAGUUAAAGUCUUUGCAGAAGGAAAUGAACCAACACUUGGGGAUGGUAGAACUGCUCAACAACGCAGCCAGCAGCUUGCUCAGUGUCUGUGAGGUAGAUAAAGAGGUUGUUACAGAUGAGAAUAAAUCACUGAUCCAGAAGGUAGAGAUGGUCACUGAACAACUUCACAGUAAGAAACUCUGUCUGGAAAGCAUGGCCCAGAAGUUGAAAGAAUUUCAGGAAGUUUCCAAAGAAGCUAAAAGGCAGCUUGAGUGUGUAAAGGAACAGCUGGAUGCCCAUGACUCCCUAGGACCCCAGGCCUACAGUAACAAGUACCUGACCGUGUUGCAAACCCAGCAGAAGGCACUUCAGACCGUAAAGCAUCAGGUAGAUUUGGUCAAAGGACUUGCCCAGGACCUCGUGGUAGAAGCCUCAGACUCAAAGGGAACCUCUGAUAUUUUAUUACAAGCAGAAACCUUAGCUCAAGACCAUAGUGCGCUCAAUCAGCAGGUUGAUGAAAGGUGUUCGUUCUUGGAAACAAAACUUCAGGGCAUUGGGCAUUUCCAGAAUACCAUCCGAGAGAUGUUUUCUCAGUUUGCAGAGUUCGAUGAUGAAUUGGAUAGCAUGGCCCCAGUGGGGAGAGAUAUAGACACCUUGCAAAAGCAGAAGGAGGCUAUUCAAGCCUUUCUGAAGAAACUAGAAGCCCUCAUAGCCAGCAACGACAAUGCUAAUAAAACCUGCAAGAUGAUGCUGGCCAUGGAAGAGACCUCACCUGACCUUGUUGGAAUCAAAAGGGACUUGGAGGCUUUAAGCAAACAAUGCAACAAGUUACUGGAUCGGGCCCAAGCCAGGGAAGAGCAGGUUGAAGGGACAAUUGGACGUCUUGAAGAAUUCUACAGCAAACUGAAGGAAUUUUCUUCUCUGCUUCAGAAGGCUGAAGAACAUGAAGAGUCUCAAGGCCCUGUUGGUAUGGAAACAGAGACAAUUAACCAACAGCUUGACGUGUUCAAGGUAUUCCAAAAAGAAGAGAUUGAACCUUUGCAGGUUAAACAGCAAGACGUAAACUGGUUAGGGCAAGGCCUUAUUCAGAGUGCGGCUAAAAGCACCAGCACACAGGGUUUGGAGCAUGACCUGGACGAUGUCAAUGCCCGCUGGAAGACUCUCAAUAAGAAGGUGGCUCAGCGAGCAGCCCAGCUGCAAGAGGCCCUGCUGCACUGUGGGCGGUUCCAGGACGCCCUGGAGUCCCUGCUCAGCUGGAUGCUGGACACCGAGGAGCUGGUGGCCAAUCAGAAGCCCCCGUCAGCCGAGUUCAAGGUGGUGAAGGCCCAGAUACAAGAGCAGAAGCUUCUCCAAAGAUUGUUGGAUGACCGCAAAUCUACAGUGGAGGUAAUCAAACGAGAAGGAGAAAAAAUUGCUGCAACAGCAGAGCCUGCAGAUAAAGUGAAGAUUUUGAAACAGCUGAGUCUCUUGGAUAGUAGAUGGGAGGCAUUGCUUAAUAAAGCUGAAACGAGGAAUCGUCAGUUGGAAGGUAUCUCGGUGGUAGCACAGCAAUUUCAUGAAACCCUAGAACCAUUGAAUGAGUGGCUUACAACCAUAGAAAAGAGGCUGGCGAAUUGUGAGCCCAUAGGAACCCAAGCGUCAAAACUUGAGGAACAAAUUGCACAGCACAAAGCCUUAGAAGAUGACAUCAUCCAUCACAAUAAACAUUUACACCAGGCUGUUAGCAUUGGCCAGUCCUUAAAGGUUUUGAGCUCCAGGGAGGAUAAAGAUAUGGUGCAAAAUAAAUUAGACUCCUCUCAAGUGUUGUACAUUGAGAUUCAAGAGAAAAGUCACAGCAGGUCUGAGCUCCUCCAGCAGGCCUUAUGUAAUGCUAAGAUUUUUGGGGAAGAUGAAGUUGAGCUGAUGACUUGGCUGAACGAAGUGCAUGAUAAACUCAGCAAGCUCUCAGUCCAGGACUACAGCACUGAGGGGCUGUGGAAGCAGCAGUCUGAACUUCGGGUUCUGCAAGAGGACAUCCUACUCAGAAAACAAAAUGUAGAUCAGGCAUUACUAAAUGGCUUAGAACUACUAAAACAAACAACAGGUGAUGAAGUUUUAAUAAUUCAAGAUAAAUUGGAAGCCAUUAAAGUGAGGUACAAAGACAUUACGAAAUUGAGCACGGAUGUAGCCAAGACUCUGGAACAGGCCCUGCAGCUCGCAAGGCGGCUGCACUCCACGCGUGAGGAGCUCUGCGCCUGGCUGGACAGGGUGGAGGUGGAAUUACUUUCCUAUGAGACGCAGGUCCUGACGGGAGACGCAGCAAGCCAAGCACAAGCAAGGCAGAAAGAACUGAAAAAGGAAGCAAAGAACAGCAAAGCCUUGUUGGACUCCCUUAACGAAGUGAGCAGUGCUUUACUGGAGCUGGUACCGUGGAGGGCAAGGGAAGGACUUGAAAAAAUGGUGGCCGAGGACAAUGAGCGCUACCGAUUAGUGAGCGACACCAUCACUCAAAAGGUGGAGGAGAUCGAUGCCGCCAUUCUGAGAUCCCAGCAGUUUGACCAGGCAGCUGAUGCCGAGUUAUCCUGGAUUGCUGAGACUGAAAAGAAAUUGAUGUCUCUGGGUGACAUCAGGCUUGAGCAAGAGCAGACCUCUGCUCAGCUGCAGCUUCAAAAGACAUUCACCAUGGAGAUUUUGCGACACAAGGAUAUUAUUGAUGAACUUGUUAAAUCUGGACAUAAAAUCAUGGCCACCUGCAGUGAAGAGGAAAAGCAAUCAAUGAAGAAAAAACUGGACAAAGUGUUGAAGAACUAUGAUGCCAUCUGCCAGGUGAACUCAGAGAGGUAUCUACAGCUAGAAAGGGCACAGUCCCUGGUUAACCAGUUUUGGGAAACCUAUGAAGAGCUUUGGCCAUGGCUGACAGAAACACAAAGAAUCAUCUCUCAACUUCCUGCCCCAGCCCUUGAAUAUGAGACUCUAAGACAACAGCAGGAAGAGCAUCGGCAACUGCGAGAGUUGAUAGCCGAACACAAGCCUCAUAUAGAUAAGAUGAACAAAACUGGGCCACAGUUACUGGAAUUGAGCCCAGGCGAAGGCUUUUCUAUCCAAGAGAAGUACGUGGCAGCCGACACCCUUUACAGUCAAAUUAAAGAGGAUGUCAAAAAGCGGGCCGUGGCGUUGGAUGAAGCUAUUUCUCAGUCUACUCAGUUCCAUGACAAGAUAGACCAGAUCCUUGAGAGCCUGGAACGCAUCGUGGAGCGUUUGAGGCAGCCACCUUCAAUCUCAGCUGAGGUGGAGAAGAUUAAGGAGCAGAUCAGUGAGAAUAAGAAUGUGUCAGUGGACAUGGAGAAGCUACAGCCAUUGUAUGAAACUCUUAAAAAGCGGGGAGAAGAAAUGAUCGCAAGAUCUGAGGGCACUGAUAAAGACAUAUCUGCCAGAGCUGUUCAGGAUAAGCUUGACCAAAUGGUUUUCAUUUGGGAGAACAUACACACACUGGUGGAAGAAAGGGAGGCCAAACUACUGGAUGUAAUGGAAUUAGCAGAAAAAUUCUGGUGUGAUCACAUGUCAUUGGUAGUAACCACUAAAGAUACACAAGAUUUCAUCCGGGAUCUAGAGGAUCCUGGAAUUGAUCCCUCAGUAGUUAAACAGCAACAAGAGGCAGCAGAGGCCAUAAAGGAAGAAAUAGAUGGACUACAGGAAGAGCUGGAUAUAGUUAUUAACUUGGGUUCUGAACUCAUUGCUGCAUGUGGGGAACCCGAUAAACCCAUUGUCAAGAAGAGUAUAGAUGAGUUAAAUUCAGCCUGGGAUUCUCUAAAUAAGGCUUGGAAAGACCGGGUGGACAAGCUCGAGGAGGCGAUGCAGGCUGCCGUCCAGUACCAGGACGGACUGCAGGCCGUGUUUGACUGGGUAGAUAUUGCGGGUGGUAAAUUAGCUUCAAUGUCACCAAUUGGAACAGAUCUUGAAACUGUCAAGCAGCAGAUUGAGGAGCUAAAGCAAUUUAAGUCCGAGGCCUACCAACAGCAGAUAGAAAUGGAGAGACUGAACCAUCAAGCAGAGCUUUUGCUGAAGAAAGUAACAGAAGAGAGUGACAAACACACUGUUCAAGACCCAUUAAUGGAGCUGAAGUUGAUAUGGGAUAGUCUGGAUGAAAGAAUUAUCAACAGACAGCAUAAGCUGGAGGGGGCUCUGUUAGCCCUGGGCCAGUUCCAGCACGCCCUGGAUGAGCUGUUGACGUGGCUGACGCACACUGAGGGCCUGCUCAGUGAGCAGAAACCUGUGGGAGGAGAUCCUAAGGCCAUUGAAAUUGAACUUGCCAAGCAUCACGUGCUUCAAAAUGAUGUAUUAGCCCAUCAGUCUACAGUGGAAGCCGUUAAUAAAGCAGGAAAUGACCUAAUUGAAUCAAGUGCAGGAGAAGAAGCAAGCAGCCUUCAGAACAAGCUAGAGGUUUUAAAUCAACGCUGGAAAAAUGUUUUGGAAAAAACAGAACAAAGGAAGCAGCAGCUGGAUGGUGCCUUGCGCCAGGCCAAAGGGUUCCAUGGUGAGAUUGAGGAUUUGCAGCAAUGGCUAACGGACACGGAGCGUCAUCUGUUAGCAUCCAAGCCACUGGGAGGUUUACCGGAAACAGCCAGGGAGCAGCUUAAUGCCCACAUGGAAAUCUGUGCUGCCUUUGAUGUUAAAGAAGAAACAUACAAAAGUCUGAUGCAGAAAGGCCAGCAGAUGCUUGCAAGAUGCCCCAAAUCUGCAGAGACAAUUGACCAAGACUUAAAUAACUUGAAAGAAAAAUGGGAAUCGGUGGAAACCAAGCUCAAUGAAAGGAAAACUAAACUGGAAGAGGCCCUCAACUUGGCAAUGGAGUUCCACAAUUCUCUCCAAGACUUCAUCAACUGGCUAACCCAGGCAGAGCAGACCCUAAAUGUAGCUUCUCGGCCAAGUCUUAUCUUGGACACAGUCUUGUUUCAAAUCGAUGAACACAAGGUCUUUGCCAAUGAAGUAAAUUCUCACCGUGAGCAGAUAAUAGAGCUGGACAAAACUGGAACCCACCUGAAAUAUUUCAGUCAGAAACAAGAUGUUGUCCUAAUCAAGAAUCUAUUGAUCAGUGUCCAGAGUCGAUGGGAAAAAGUGGUUCAACGAUUAGUAGAAAGAGGAAGAUCUCUGGAUGAGGCAAGGAAGAGAGCCAAGCAGUUUCAUGAAGCAUGGAGUAAACUUAUGGAAUGGCUAGAGGAAUCAGAAAAGUCUUUGGAUUCUGAGCUGGAAAUUGCCAAUGAUCCAGACAAGAUAAAAACACAACUUGCACAGCAUAAGGAGUUUCAGAAAUCACUUGGAGCCAAGCAUUCUGUCUAUGACACCACCAACAGAACUGGACGGUCCCUGAAGGAGAAAACCACCCUGGCUGAUGACAACCUGAAACUGGAUGACAUGCUGAGUGAACUCAGAGACAAAUGGGAUACCAUCUGUGGAAAAUCUGUGGAAAGACAAAAUAAACUGGAGGAAGCCCUGUUAUUUUCUGGACAAUUCACAGAUGCCUUGCAGGCCCUCAUUGAUUGGCUGUAUAGAGUUGAACCCCAGCUGGCAGAAGACCAGCCUGUCCACGGAGACAUUGAUUUAGUGAUGAAUUUGAUCGAUAAUCACAAGGUUUUCCAGAAAGAACUGGGGAAGAGGACCAGCAGCGUGCAGGCCCUGAAGCGCUCGGCGCGAGAGCUCAUCGAGGGUAGCCGAGACGACUCCUCCUGGGUCAAGGUCCAGAUGCAGGAACUGAGCACACGCUGGGAGACCGUGUGUGCACUGUCCAUAUCCAAGCAGACCCGCUUGGAGGCAGCCCUGCGGCAGGCAGAGGAAUUUCACUCAGUGGUGCAUGCCCUCCUGGAGUGGCUGGCAGAGGCCGAGCAAACCCUUCGUUUCCAUGGUGCUCUCCCAGAUGAUGAGGAUGCCCUUCGGACACUCAUUGAUCAGCAUAAAGAGUUCAUGAAGAAACUGGAAGAAAAACGGGCCGCGCUGAAUAAAGCUACCAGUAUGGGGGACGCCGUCCUGGCCAUCUGCCACCCUGACUCCAUCACCACCAUCAAACACUGGAUGACCAUCAUCCGGGCCAGAUUUGAGGAGGUGUUGGCCUGGGCGAAGCAGCAUCAACAGAGAUUAGCAAGUGCUCUGGCUGGGCUCAUUGCAAAACAGGAAUUGCUGGAAGCUUUGCUGGCUUGGUUGCAGUGGGCCGAAACUACACUUAGCGACAAGGACAAAGAAGUCAUCCCCCAGGAAAUCGAAGAGGUGAAAGCCCUCAUUGCAGAACACCAGACCUUCAUGGAGGAAAUGACCAGAAAACAACCUGAUGUGGACAAAGUUACCAAGACCUACAAGAGGAGAGCAGCUGAUCCUUCCUCAUUACAGUCCCAUAUUCCGGUCCUGGAUAAGGGGCGAGCAGGAAGAAAACGCUUCCCGGCGUCAAGCUUAUAUCCCUCUGGAUCACAGACACAAAUCGAAACCAAGAAUCCGAGGGUCAAUUUGUUGGUGAGCAAAUGGCAGCAAGUUUGGCUCCUUGCGUUGGAAAGGAGGAGGAAGCUUAAUGACGCCUUGGACAGACUGGAGGAGCUGAGGGAAUUUGCUAACUUUGAUUUCGAUAUCUGGCGUAAAAAAUACAUGAGAUGGAUGAAUCAUAAGAAAUCUCGAGUGAUGGACUUCUUCAGGAGAAUUGAUAAAGAUCAGGAUGGGAAAAUAACCCGACAAGAAUUUAUUGAUGGAAUUCUUUCCUCAAAGUUUCCAACCAGCCGCCUGGAGAUGAGCGCAGUGGCAGACAUCUUUGACCGAGAUGGUGAUGGAUAUAUUGACUACUAUGAAUUUGUAGCAGCCCUUCACCCAAAUAAAGAUGCAUAUAAACCCGUCACCGAUGCGGACAAAAUCGAAGACGAGGUCACAAGGCAGGUAGCGAAGUGUAAAUGUGCAAAACGAUUUCAAGUUGAACAGAUUGGAGACAACAAAUAUAGGUUCUUCCUGGGAAAUCAGUUUGGAGACUCCCAGCAGCUGCGACUUGUUCGGAUCCUACGAAGUACUGUGAUGGUUCGUGUCGGAGGUGGAUGGAUGGCACUUGAUGAGUUCUUAGUGAAAAAUGAUCCUUGCAGGGUUCAUCAUCAUGGGAGUAAAAUGUUACGUUCGGAAUCAAACUCUUCAAUUACUACUACUCAGCCUACUAUAGCUAAAGGAAGGACAAACAUGGAGCUCCGGGAGAAGUUCAUUUUAGCAGAUGGUGCCAGUCAGGGUAUGGCUGCCUUCCGGCCCCGGGGCCGAAGAUCACGGCCUUCAUCACGAGGAGCGUCACCCAACCGAUCAACUUCUGUAUCCAGUCAGGCUGGCCAGGCAGCCUCACCACAGGUCCCCGCCGCCAGCACACCCAAGAUUCUCCAUCCUUUAACACGCAAUUAUGGUAAACCAUGGUUGACAAACAGCAAAAUGUCAACUCCUUGUAAACCAGCAGAGUGCUCAGACUUUUCCGUGCCAUCUGCAGAGGGCACACCAAUCCAAGGAAGCAAGCUUCGGCUCCCCGGCUAUUUAUCAGGGAAAGGUUUCCACUCUGGGGACGACAGUGGCUUGAUAACCACAGCAGCAGCCAGAGUCCGAACACAGUUUGCUGACCCCAAGAAGACUCCCAGCCGACCCGGAAGCCGAGCGGGAAGCAAAGCUGGCAGCAGGGCCAGCAGCCGCCGAGGCAGCGACGCAUCCGACUUUGACAUUUCAGAAAUCCAGUCCGUGUGCUCCGACGUGGAGACUGUGCCCCAGACACACAGGCCUACCCCCCGAGCAGGUUCUCGGCCAGCCACAGCCAAGCCUUCCAAAAUCCCCACGCCCCAGAGGAAAUCACCUGCCAGCAAAUUGGACAAGUCCUCCAAGAGAUAGUGCACUUGGUUCCACCACGGCCCUUCCUUGAGCAUUUAUUAUUUAAGCUUGAAAGAUGUAAAAUAUGAUGUAGAAAUUAUUGUGAAAUAAUUGCGAGAAGUGAGUUUAAAAUUCUGCAGAUGGCCUUAUUUGUGUAUUUGUCUUUUUAUUUUAUCUGUAAAAUGUUUUGUCAGCUAUUCUGGGGUCAAAGUCACCUGGUAUGUGAGGGGGAGGAAGGCGGUCCCGCGGCACCGAAACGUCCGCACGGUCGUGCGGAGCCCACACUAGAGCCCGUGAGCGUCCCCGCAGGUAAGUCCACCGGUGCACUGCGGCCGCGGCCCACGGAUACCUCAUGACAUCUUCCUGCUUCUGUAGAAACUCUGAAAAGCCAAAAGACACACACCCGGCAUACAUUUUGAGAUGACUUCACUGUAAAAGAAAAGGUGGAGGGCAGACAGCACGUCCACACACACACACACACACACAGUCGUUUAAACAGUAUCUGACCGACGCGCCCAGGAAGUUCUUUUCGGUCCCACGGCUCCGGCCAGCGCUGGGGACGUUCGAGAGCCCGGCCCGGAUCCCGAGCCUCGGCUUCCCGAUAGGCCAGAGGCAUCCUGGAUACUAGACCUAUUUUACUGUAAGAAUAUAAUUAUAAAGUGCAUUCAUAGAAAUGUGAGGUUUUCUUUUGCUUGAGUGGACAGUAGCACCUGUAUCAUUGAACUCAUUUUGUAUCAGAGCAAUUUUGCUUGCAGAAAGCUAUGAAAUAAAACAUGUCCCUUAACUACAUUGCUAUGGAAUUAAUUUUUUUCCCCAGGGAAAAUCCGUGUAUUUUUUUAUGAGCAAUAUCAAUUUGGAGUGACCAAAAGAUACUUACAAAUAGGUUUAUUUUGAUUUCUCAUCUGAAAUAAUCAUGUUCUGGUAUUAUAUCUAUAUUUAAUAAAUAUAUACAUUUUAAUUUAUUAUGUAUACUCACAUACUAUAGAAAGAUAUUAGUAUGCAUUUAAUAAAACAUAUUCACUUGAA